This is a messenger RNA of Nelumbo nucifera (sacred lotus), 2523 nucleotides long. Its product is annotated as Pentatricopeptide repeat (PPR-like) superfamily protein. The record is from RefSeq and is a predicted model, not a curated record. Gene Ontology annotation, molecular function: RNA binding; protein binding. NCBI's taxonomy places the organism in Eukaryota, Viridiplantae, Streptophyta, Magnoliopsida, Proteales, Nelumbonaceae. Gene Ontology annotation, biological process: RNA modification.
ACACGCACAUCCUCCCAUGGAUUGGGAGCAUCUAUGUACGGGGAUGCUCCUAAUGCACGAUGGAUGUGCCUGUGAGGCGCCCAUUUGUGAGUGAACCCAAUCACGCUGGCCCGUACCUUCUCUGGUAAUGAACGAGUGAACCCAACAACAACGACGAACACGAUGAAUAUGAUGUAAAUGAAGACGAUAUAGUGAUACACAAGCCCAUGAAAGCCAGAUUUGCUUAGCAUGAACAGGGCUCCACGAUCUCUGGAGUGGGCCCUUCUUAAUCUCAUUGAUAGAUGUAACUGUCUAAAAUCGUUCAACCAAAUUCAUUCACAACUAGUCACCUCUGGCAUCAUCCAAGAUGGAAACGUCCUAGUACUCGGCAAGAGCAUUGCAUUCUUUGCAAGUUAUGCUGAUUUCGAGUAUGCCUGCGAGUUCCUGAAUCAAAUUCACUACCACCGGAGCUCUUUCGCUUUUAAUUCAUUGGUGUCAGCUUAUGCCGUAAGCAAUAAGCCACAGGCGGCAAUUCUGGUGUAUAGAAAGAUUGUACGAAAUGGGUUUUUGCCUGAUAUGUAUACUUUCCCCGUGGUUCUGAAAUCCUGCUCCAAGGUUUUGGGGAUUGUUGAGGGUAAGCAGGUUCAUGGGGUCGUUGCUAAGAUGGGUUUUCUAAGUGAUCUAUACGUCCAGAAUUCGCUUCUGCAUUUCUAUGGACUUUGUGGUGAAUACCAUUGUGCGAGCAAAUUGUUUGAUGGAAUGCCCGUUAGAGAUGUUGUCUCCUGGACUGCUUUGAUUUCUGGGUAUGUGAGGACAGGGCUUUGUGGUGAUGCACUGGCUUUGUUUUCGAGGAUGGAUGUGAAGCCGAACAUGGCGACUCUAGUUAGUGUUUUUGUUGCUUGUGGGCAGCUGGGUGAUCUGGGUAUGGGUAUGGCAAUCCAUGGGUUGAUUGUCAGAGGUGAAUUUGAAAUGCCUUUGGUAGUUGGAAAUGCUCUUCUGGAUAUGUAUGCAAAGUGUGGUCGUCUGGGGGAUGCAAAGAAAGUAUUUGAGGAGAUUCCUGAAAGAGAUAUUUUUUCUUGGACAAGUCUGAUAAGCGGAUUAGUCCAAUGGCAGUGCCCCAAGGAGGCAUUGGAGGUCUUUCGUGCAAUGCAAAUGUCAGGUGUCGAACCUGAUAAGGUUACCAUAUCUAGUGUGCUCACUGCCUGUGCAGGUCUAGGAGCAUUGGAUUUUGGAAAAUGGGUCCAUGAGUACAAUGAACGUAAGGGCAUUGAAUGUGAUACUCAUGUUGGAACUGCGAUGAUUGACAUGUAUGCAAAGUGUGGGUGUAUGGAUAUGGCAUUGCACAUCUUUCAUAAGAUGCAGCAUAGAAAUGUCUCUACAUGGAAUGCAUUGCUGGGUGGCUUAGCCAUGCAUGGUCAUGGCAAGGAGGUGCUCAAAUAUUUUGAGCAAAUGGUUCGUAUCAAAGUGAGGCCUAAUGAAGUGACAUUUCUAGCCAUUCUUACUGCCUGUUGUCAUUCUGGCUUAGUUGAUGAAGGCCGCAAAUUCUUUUAUCAAAUGAUUGGUGGGGACUACAACAUCGCACCAAGGAUAGAACACUAUGGAUGUAUGGUUGAUUUGCUUGGUCGAGCAGGACUCUUGAAUGAAGCGCAGGAACUCAUCAGGACUAUGCCAAUGCCACCUGAUGUACUCAUAUGGGGAGCUCUCCUUAGUGGUUGCAAGGCCCAUGGAGAAAUUGAGCUUUCCCAAAAGAUCUUAAACAACCUACUUGAUCUUGAAUCCAAAGAUAGUGGUGUCUACGUUCUUCUCUCCAACAUAUAUGCAACAAAUGAUAGAUGGAAACAUGUAACUGGAAUAAGGAAACUGAUGGAGGAGAAAGGUAUUAGAAAGGCCCCUGGCUCAAGUAUCAUAGAGGUAGAUGGUAAGAGUCAUGAAUUUUUAGUUGGAGACAGUGACCACCCUCAGAAAGAGGCAAUUCAUCUUGUAUUAAACAUGCUAGCAAAGCAUAUCUUGAAGGACAGGCUUUGGAGUUCAAACUCUGAUGUUUUACAGCAAGACUAUUUCGUUUAGAUGGACUAAAAGGUCUUAACUGUGGUUGAAAUUUUCUGUCUCAUGUUUUAUCCUCACAAGUCAUGUUUAUAUCUUUUGCUCUUAGCUUAGAAAUCUAACCUAAAAUUAUAUAUUAAAGCAACAUGGAUAUAGCAUUGUUUCUUGAUUUAGUGGCGAAAAAAGAUGUAAAUGAAAAUGAAUAUUAAGAACUCAGAGGUAGUAGUGACGAUAUGGAGAAGAUGAUCAUGUCCCAAUAUCCAAUAGUGCCUUAAGCAGAUUUUGUUCAUUAUAGGAGACAAGCAAGCAGUUGUCAUUGGGUAUAGAACCCUCUUUUUUAAUAAGUUUUUUAUUAUUUAUAUGGGUAAUUAGGCAGUGAAUGCGUGUUUCGCUAUUGUGUUUGUUGUUCAGUGUGAUUUUUCCCCAUAACUAUAGCAAAUCUUGUGAACGGUAAACCUUAAAAUUUCAUAUAGUCUGGCUGAUUAAGGUAGCUCAUUGUAG